AAGAAUUCAUCAUCUCAACGUUGCUGUUUUGAACUUUGAUGUCGUUUUAGUAGCUGAAAUUUGAUUGAAUAUAAACUCGAUUUUUAUUUUUCUUGUGCAUAAUUCGAGUUAUUAUUGUGCGGACUUGAUAGCAAUUAGGUUAGAUUAGGUUCGUUUUAGUUGUUAAGAUUUUUGUUGAAGUGAAGUUUUAGAUAAAGAUUGAAGCAAUAGUGAAAAGAAAUUGAGAUUGGGAUUGAGUUUUUUAGUUAUAUUUUCUAUAAUUUGGGUUGUUUGUUUGUUUAGAGUUAAAUUAUAAGAGGAUUAAGUGUUUAUUUUGAAGGAUUUGAAGUGGGGGUGCAAUAUUUUUUUUGGUGGGAGAUUAUAACAAUUUAUGUUUUUUCCGUGUUCAUGUUUUGGAAGUUGUGAUGAUUUUAGGCGGUGUAGGUUUUGUUGUUCAAGACAGAUGAAUAUUUUGAUAUACUAAGAUACAAUUUAGAAGUCAGAAUUAUGUUUCCUUCUUGUUAAUUUCUUUUAUGGUUAAUCAUGUUUUUAAUUUUAUAAAUAUCUGAAACAAGUUGGACGGAUAAGAAGACAAUGGGAAAGCGGGAAAAGGAAUUUUCUUUGAUUUAUUAUUUAUCAUUUUUGGACUUUUAACUAGUUUCUAGGAUUUGUCUUACAGUUCUUUUUGAUAACAUGAGAUAUUGGAUUCAAUGUGUCUAACAAACGGCUAUGCAGAAGGCUGAACUGCCACGACAUUUUCAAAAAAGGGAAAGGGGAAGGUAGUCAAGGCUCCUGGAAAGCAGUAUAUGGGUGCAGUUGCCACUGGAGUCAUGCAAUCUGCAAAGAGAACUUAUGGGAAGCACCAUAAAACAGCAGGAUGGAUUUCAUCGUUAUUUGGAACUCACUCUAAGCAAACUGAAGAAGAUAUCUUCUGUGCUUAUGUGUCUUAUUAGCAAAUGGGAUGGUUCAAAUGUUACUCUUGGGGAACCCAUACUGUUCUCGUACAAUGUCGUGGAAAACUUUGCUAGUUAUAGAUGGAAAAUGAAUGACAUUAGCAUCAGUGCAAGAGAUGUCUAUACAGCUAUCCCACCGUUUUCCACUGAAGGUAUGCCUGCUCCUCCAACACUGAAGCUUCAACCUCGAAAUGCCUUCUCCACAAUUUCAUUAGAGGGGUCAUUAAAAUCUGAAGUACAGCAAGGUUACAGCAGUAACGUGGCCAAUACAUUUGGCUAAGUAAAAGAAAUAGAAGCAACAAGUGAAGAACAUGAACAUAUAAUUGGAAAUGGAGCAACAACUGCAGUGCUGGCACAGAACAUGUCUUUUGAUAGACCAAUGAAUUCUGAGGAUAAUGAAGUGAGAAUGGAUAGCAGUGUUGUGAAUUAUCUUUGGAGGCAUGCCGUAUGAAGCAUCCUUGCAGGGCAGGCUCAAUGCUUGUGAUGUGAAAUCAAACGGGAGCAAUGCAGGCUUGCAGCCAUCUCAACCAAUUUAUGAUUCAUUUGAUGCUUUUCUUGCUCGCCGAAUGAAUCAUUCUCAAGGUCCAAGGCCUCUGACUUCGACUCUGCCUCCUUAUGUCUCACAUUCAUCUAUUUGGGAUGCUGAAGACACAAGUCAUGCAUUUGCAUUUCGAAAAUUCUCUUCCUCAGAGAAGGAAUCUAGUUCAUUCAGUCAGGGUGCUGGCCCUAAGUCAUUCAAGUUCUCAAAUGUGACCAAGGUUUGCUUGAUUGAAUUUAUGUUGCAACAUCAUAUGCUGUGUUAUUUUCUUAUCGACGUCUUGCAGGCCAAUGCCCAACAGGUGCUUUCACAGGGCCAUGCUUGUCCAGAAUCCGAGUCAGACUUGCAGUUGAAAUGUCUAAAACAUGGAGAUCGACACUGUGGGGACCUUCGGUCUUGGCUUAUCAUCCUUGCGAAAGAUUCAGUGGAGACAAACAUUAGCACGAGCGGCAUUUAGAAUUAGCAACCUCAUCAUUAUUGUAUCGAAAGGCGAACAUAUAAGAGACCUGAAAUUCUUUACAAAUGAUUUGAUAUACAAUCUUCAUAUAGCAGGAAUUUCUAUCUGCCUAUUCUGCCCGACUCUUUCACGAUGGAGGAGCUUCUCCCUCAAUUCCUCAGCCAUACUUUAGCCAAAAUCCAAAAAACUGCCGGCAAAAGGGCGGCUUCUGUAUAUGCUCUUUCACCCUUUCCACAUACCUUGUUCGUCACGAACUAAUAAGAAGAGUAAAACAAGAAACAAACUUUAAAAGAAGAAGAUCAAAUGGACCGAGUUCUUGAGAAGAAGAUCAAAUGGGGUGUGUUCAGACGAAAGAGUCAACUUAUUCCCCGCCUCAGCUUGAGAGGAUGAAGCAUGAGAAUAGGUAUGUGAAGGUGGUGCAUAAAGUGGUGGCUGUGGGGAGGGAGCAUAGUGGGAAGUUGGUGAAAAAUGAAGGCGGUGGGGAGGCUAAGGUAGGGCCAACUGGUGAAGGAGUGGUGGCGAAGGGCAGUGGAGGUGGCGAGCGGAGGACGGUGGUUAGAAAGAAGAUGGAAGGAGAUGAACUUGUGGGUGGAUGGCCUAAAUGGCUUGUUGAGAAUAUUCCUACUGAUGUUUUGGCUUGUUUGGUUCCCAAAAGCGCUGAUUCUUAUGAUAAUGUAGACAAGGUAGGCCAAGGAACCUACAGCAAUGUGUACAAAGCCAGAGAUAGAGACACAGGAAAGAUUGUGGCCUUGAAGAAGGUAAGGUUUGACACAUCUGAGCCUGAGAGUGUCAAGUUCAUGGCAAGAGAAAUAAUGAUAUUGCAGAAGCUUGACCACCCAAAUGUCAUCAAGCUUGAAGGCAUAGCCACUUCAAGAAUGCAAUACAGUCUCUAUUUGGUGUUUGAUUUCAUGCAAUCUGAUUUAACCAGAGUCAUCUCUCGUCCUGGCCAGAGGCUCACUCUUCCUCAGGUGAAAUGCUAUAUGCAGCAGCUGCUUUCAGGGCUACAACACUGCCAUGAAAGAGGGAUUUUACACAGAGACAUCAAAGCUUCAAACUUGUUGAUCGACAAAAAUGGGAUGCUGAAAAUUGCAGAUUUUGGGCUGGCAAAUGUUUACAAUCCAAAACCAAAACGCCCAAUGACGAGCAAAGUUGUGACUCUCUGGUACAGAGCUCCUGAGCUUCUCUUAGGCUCCACUGAUUAUGGAGUUGGCAUUGAUCUAUGGAGUGCAGGUUGCCUCUUGGCUGAAAUGUUUCUUGGAAGACCAAUAAUGCCUGGAAGAACUGAGGUUGAGCAGCUUCACAGGAUAUUCAAGCUUUGUGGGUCACCUUCUGAUGAAUAUUGGAAGAAGAUGAAGUUCACAACCACCUUCAGGCCACCAUAUUAUAAGCCUAGUUUCCAAGAGGCUUUCUCCGAAUUUCCUCGCUCCUCUUUGGGCAUCUUAACAACCCUGCUAUCACUCGACCCUUCAUAUCGUGGCACUGCUGCUUCCGCUCUUCAGUUUGAAUUCUUUAGUUCAAGUCCAUUGCCAUGUGACCUCUCAGGUUUACCAGUAAUUUACAAAGAGGAAGAUGAGCCUGCACAAACCACCAAAUAUAAGAAGAACAAGAGUUCAAAGGGAAAGAAAUCCACUCACAAAAAGCAUAGGCCUCAUACAAGAAAGGAUUCAACUUCAGAAGAAUCCAAAGGAUACCUGACUGAAUCUUCUAGAGAGCUGGAGAAGAAUUCAGACUCAACUUACAUGCACAUGGUUAGCAGUACAGCAAGUAGUUCGUCAUCUUCAAAGCAAACAACAAUUUUACAUGAGAAAAGCUUCAAUGAUGCCUCUCUCUCUCCAAUUGGCCAUAAUUCUCAUGCAAAAAGAGCCCCAGUAACAGAAGGCCACCGUAAUAGUAGUUACAAUCCUUCAAAGAAGAUGAUUCAGAAUUUCACUCUCACUGAAGGCCACCCCAGUGCCCUUAAAAACAUCCAAAAUUACAGUACUCUUUUGCAGGCCUCCAUUGCCGAUAUUGUCAACCACAGACAGGGUAAUGCCUUUGCUCCCUUUAGUAGGUCACUUUCUAACUUGGAUUUUCGGACUCUUGAUGCUGAGAGAAUUGCUAAGCUCUUUGGAAACAACCAAGAUUAGAUUAUUGUUAGUUUUGGUAAUCCAGGACUCUCUCGAACCCGGGUGUGAACGAAAUUGGAGCCCUGUCAAACCCUACCAUGUCUUUAGAUAAGAUUAGGUCAUAUUAUUGAUUGUGUAUCUUGAGUUUUAUUUAUUUUAUAUAUUUUGGACUGAAUUGUGAGAUAUGGUAGCUAUAUUUAUACAUAUGCAAUGCUAAUGUUAAUGAAUUCAUAUCCGACAUUACCUUGUUGAAUUAGCAAAGCAUAUGAAGUAGUUUUGAAGGAUCUUGAGACAUUUGUUCCUUGUUAACAAAGUGGGUUCCAGAUUUAUAAAAUUAUCAGACUUUUAUUAUUA
Molecule: messenger RNA, 4386 nt
Organism: Mangifera indica (mango)
Lineage: Eukaryota; Viridiplantae; Streptophyta; Magnoliopsida; Sapindales; Anacardiaceae
Product: probable serine/threonine-protein kinase At1g54610
Exons: 12
Coding region: 2260-4053 (597 amino acids)
Biological process (GO): protein phosphorylation; positive regulation of transcription elongation by RNA polymerase II
Cellular component (GO): nucleus; cyclin-dependent protein kinase holoenzyme complex
Molecular function (GO): RNA polymerase II CTD heptapeptide repeat kinase activity; ATP binding; cyclin-dependent protein serine/threonine kinase activity
Source: RefSeq, a predicted model, not a curated record